Manihot esculenta (cassava) is the source of this 1370-nucleotide messenger RNA. RefSeq lists its product as uncharacterized. The record is from RefSeq and is a predicted model, not a curated record. The coding region runs from base 240 to 932 and encodes 230 amino acids. NCBI's taxonomy places the organism in Eukaryota, Viridiplantae, Streptophyta, Magnoliopsida, Malpighiales, Euphorbiaceae. Gene Ontology annotation, biological process: arachidonate secretion; phospholipid metabolic process. Gene Ontology annotation, molecular function: A2-type glycerophospholipase activity. The transcript is spliced from 3 exons.
AGGAUGCGUUCCUUCACACAGAGACCUAAGAGGGAAAACGUUUCACAUUUCUCUCGAAUCGUUUUCUCUUAUGACCACUGCGCCUACGCUUUUUGUCUCUUCCUUAAUACAGUUUCGCAUAAUUCCCGAAUUAGAUCCUUUUUGUUCGAUGAGCAAUUUUGUGGUGGCUGAAAAUUCUUCUUUCAUACCUUGUGUUUGUUAACAAAGAAUUUCAGGUGUCUGUGUCACACACCAUAUGCAUGAAAGUUUUGUCUCAUAUGCAUUCUUAUAAGGAUUUGGGGAGCAAGCUUAAACCUGCAGAUGAUGUUGUAGCUAUGGGCACUACCUUAGAAAAAUCGAAACAAAAAGCUCAUUUUGAUAUCAAGCUGUGGGGCUGGUCCUUGCGUUCAUUUUUGCCUUGGGCUAUCAAUGCUAAAGAUAAAAUUCCAACCCCGACCACUAUAAACAAAGGGUUAAGAAGGCGUGCCCAAUCUCAUGGGUUUGUUGAAUAUGGUGGUGCUGGUGCUAAUUCCUUGCACUUUAGGCCAUAUGUGUCCAAGGUUCCGUGGCACACUGGUCCAAGAGGCUAUCUUUCUCAGCUGUUUCCACGCUAUGGGCAUUAUUGUGGACCUAACUGGUCAAGUGGAAAAGACAAGGGUUCUCUCCUUUGGGAUAAGAGACCAAUUGAUUGGCUGGACUACUGCUGCUACUGUCAUGAUAUGGGUUAUGACACUCAUGAUCAAGCUGAACUGUUGAAGGCAGACUUACAAUUUCUUGCAUGCUUAGAGAAACCAAAUAUGGCUACUAAAGGAAAUAUCCAUAUUGCUCAGAUUUAUAAGACAAUGUGCAUCACAGGUCUUAGGAAUGUCUUGAUACCAUACAGGAUACAUCUUGUGAAGUUACAGUCAGGACACUCUUUCCUCAGUUUUGGGUGGCUAAGCGAUGUGAAAUAGAGAGGUCAGCAUUAAUAGAAAAUAUGAACAUAAUUACAGCAUGUGGCGAGUAACAAUAUUAGUGAUUAUCCUAACAUGGAAUUACAGCCUGUGGAUUUCGGCCCAGAACAUCUAUGUUGAGAUUACCAAUGCUUAGGCUUAAAAGUGAAGAAGGAUCAUGGCGAUGUUGGAAAUUUAGGAUGUCUGAAUCUCAGUUGGUUGUGUCGGAAAUGCAUAUAAUGUAAAUAACUGCUUUCCCAACACCAGCUUUUGCAUGUUGUUGGCAUUUUUUUUUUCAAAUAUUAGCAAUAUUGUACAAUCUGCUGCUCUGUUUAUAGUUAUUUAUGGAACCUAUGUAUGCAGACAUUUUGACUAGGUUUUGCCUUGAGCAUACCCAUUGGUGAUUCAAUUUGAUAUGGAAUCUUAUGUUUUGAGUUCAUUAGAAGCUCAUUAUUUUCA